UUAAUGGCCUACAUUCAUUCAACAUUGUUUCUUAUAAUCUGGUCCACUUGAGUUUGAGAUAUACUCAUUUUUAGUCUUUAUAACAAAAUGAUCUAUAAAAAUAUAUGGACGAUAUGGAUGAAACACAUACAUCAUGGUGGGGCCUACAGAACACCGUCCAUCAGCCAUUGGCUGAUGGCAGGGGAAUAGCCAAUCUGUUUCGGCUUUAUUAGCUCGUGGAGAUCGAGAGGAGAGAAACAGCAGAGAGAUGUCGAACCACAGCGGCGCACAUAUUCUGGUAUUCCCUUUCCCUGCGCAGGGGCACAUGAUACCCCUCCUCGACCUAACCUAUCAUCUAUCCGUCCGUGGCCUGUCCAUCACAAUCCUCGUCACUCCCAAGAAUCUCCCCAUCCUCAAUCCACUCCUCUCCAAAUGCCCCUCCAUCCAAACUUUAGUCCUCCAUUUCCCAAAAUACCCCUCCUUCCCGUCCGGCGUAGAGAACGCCAAGGAUCUUCCCCACAAAAACGCCCUCCUUACUAUGAUACACGCCCUGGGUGAACUCUACCAUCCUAUCCUCCACUGGUUCCAAUCCCACCCUUCCCCUCCCACAGCCAUCAUCUCGGAUUUGUUUCUUGGGUGGACCCACCGCCUCGCCUGCCAGCUCGGAAUCCCACGUGUCGUCUUCUCGCCGUCUGGGGCCCAUGCACUCGCAGUCGUUAAUACCCUCUGGCGUACCAUACCCAAGUUGGAAGACCCCGCUGACGUGGACUCCCUUCUCUCGUUCCCUCACAUUCCUAAUUCCCGGAAAUACCCCUGGAAACAGCUGUCAAUGGUGUAUAAGAGUUACAAGGAGGGAGACCCAGUUUCGGAAUUUAUAAAAGAAGGGAUGCGUGCGAAUCUGGUGAGUUGGGGAAUUGUUAUCAACUCGUUCAGUGAGUUGGAUGGCGAGUAUCUGGAACACUUGCGGGGGGAUCUGGGACACUCGCGCGUGUGGGCGGUGGGGCCCUUGCUUCCUUCUGGCGAGGUGGGCCCCACGGAACGUGGCGGGGAGAGCUCGGUGCCAGCUGGCGAGGUGAUGAGCUGGCUUGACCAGUGUACGGACGGAUCGGUGAUUUAUGUGUGUUUCGGCAGCCAGGAGAUCCUAAAUCAGCGGCAGAUGGAUGUGCUGGCGGACGGUCUGGAUGCGAGUGGGGCCCGGUUCGUGUGGUCCGUCAAGGAGCCCACGGCGGGGGAGUACGGAGUGGUCCCCGCCGGUUUUGAGGGACGCGUGGCGGGGCGGGGGCUGGUUAUCAGGGGGUGGGCCCCACAGGUGGCUAUACUGGGUCACCGGUCGAUCGGGUCGUCUCUUACUCACUGCGGGUGGAACUCGGUGCUGGAGGCGAUCGUUGCGGGCGUGCCGAUGCUGGCGUGGGCCAUGGGCGCGGACCAGUUCUUCAAUGCGGGAAUGGUCGUGGACCAAUUGGGCAUCGCGGUUAGGGUCUGUGAGGGUGCCGACUCAGUCCCUGACUCGGACGAGUUGGCUCGGGCUAUGACUGAGUCAGUGAGUUGGAGCUGGCCGCAGAGGGCCCGAGCCAAGGAGCUGAGUCGGGCAGCUGUGGGUGCUGUAAGAGAAGGUGGGAGUUCUCGUAAGGUCUUGGAUGAGUUCGUGACAGAGCUGCGCGGACUCAGUGUCAGGUCCUGAGAAGAUGACUUAGUCCGGACACGGAUUCGGUGCUGUUGGUAACACCAUCCCCAGCGGUGGUGUGUCAACGUGAUGGUCGCAUGUAUGUAUUUUAUAUCCACACCGUCCAUCCAUUUCCCCCCUGCAUUUUAGGCCGUGGCGAAAAAAUGAAGUAGACAUGAAGCUCAAGUGGACCACAUCACAGUAAAUAGUGAUGAUUAAACGACCACUGUUAAAAAUUUCUUCGGGGCCACGAAAAGUGUGGAUUAGUAUGAUAUUUAUGUUUUCCUGUCAUCCAUAUCUCAGUGACCUUGUCAUCAGUUUGGAUGAAAAAUAAAUAUUACAGUGGAAAAGUUUUCAACGGUGAGUGUGUCAUUAUCCCUAUUGUUUCUUAUAAUGUGAUCCACUUGAUCUUUAGAUUUGUUUCAUUUUUGGGCUGAUGGCCUAAAAUGAGCUGGAAAAAUUGAUGGAUGGUGUGGAUAUAAAACGCAUAUAUCACAUUGGGCCAGGAUGCCCAAGACACCACUGCUGAGAUGGUGUUGGCAACACCACCUAAUUGGCGUCCAAAGCUUGCAUGGUUGUAGUGGACGCGGAUUGCAUUGUGUGGCACCCCCAACCUUAGGCGUGCGCUGACAUGGCAAAGUUCUAUGGCUAUAUUAUGAUAUAUGUGUUAUAUCCAUAUUGCCUGUCCAUUUUAUAAGAUCAUUUUACGACAGGAGCCAAAAAUUAAAAAGCAGAUCCAUGGCUUAAAUGGAUCACACCGAUAAAAGCAUUGGGGAUUGAACACCUACCAUUGAAAAAGUAAUGGGCGAUAAAAAUUUUAGAUUAAGCUGAUGUUUGUCCUUUCCCUUCA
Messenger RNA from Magnolia sinica, 2492 nucleotides. RefSeq names its product UDP-glycosyltransferase 89B2-like. The record is from RefSeq and is a predicted model, not a curated record. Lineage: Eukaryota; Viridiplantae; Streptophyta; Magnoliopsida; Magnoliales; Magnoliaceae. Bases 248 to 1660 code for a protein of 470 amino acids. The transcript has a single exon. Gene Ontology annotation, molecular function: UDP-glycosyltransferase activity.